UAUGUCCUACCCGAUGCAGAUGGCCGUGGCUAUUUCGGCAGUCGUUUGAUACAAAUAGGCGUUAUCAUCGGCUACAAACUCCCGUCCAAAGCAGUUGGCCGCAAUCACGUCGCCAGAAACUCGCACAAGGGGCUUCUUCAGUUAUGUAACCAAGCGGCGUAGCUAAAUCCAUGAGUAGCGACGGCUUUACACGUUGAACUUUUUCGCAUUGUGGUCCCAUGCAGCACGCCUAGCAUAGUCAGCUUUUGGAGAUAGCGCACGCGACGUUGUGCUAGUUAAUGCAACGCCUAGCGAGGGCAAUCGGCGGCUGCGUUGCGUGCUGCCACUUGCGUACCAACGCCCUCCUCCAGCUCCCCACCUCCCCAUCCUCCUCCCUCCUGCCCUCCGUGGUAUCUGCCUCCUCCUCCUCCUCGCCAUCAGCUCCUCCCCACCUCCAACCCAGCUCCUCCACCCUCCGCACCCCGCCGUCCUCCAGCAUGCCGGCCUGCAACACCCUCCUAAGGCAGCACACGCAUCCCCGCCCCUUCUCAGCCCUUCCCCUGCCGCCCUCAUUCAAGCGCCGCACAGCUUACUGCUGGUGCGGCUGCUGCAGCAGGACCCCCAUCACCACCGCCGCCGCCACCACCGCCGCCAACUCCCUCAGACCAGGCCCUGCUCUCGGCCUGGGGCGCCCUGCCAGCCUUGCUCGCGGUGUGGGUGUUGGUGUCGGUUCCAGCCCCGCUUCCGGCCGCAACCCCCCAGCAACAUGGCAUGCAACCGCAGCCCCAGCAGCAGCCCCAGGCCCUCUCCGCCCACUCUCUAACUCCGCAGGGACUGCCCGCCAGCCGCCCCACGCCCGCCUGCAGCAGCAGCAGCAGCAACAGGAACAGCAACAACAGCAGCAGCAAAAGCAGCCCGGUGAGGCUUCCCCGCUGCCCCCUACGCCACCGCAAUCCUCGCCCUCCUCCUCCGCUUCCCCAUCCUGGAGAGCUCCGGGAACCUCCCUCAUAAAGCCAGGAGCAGCAGCACCUGCAGCAGCACCUGCAGCAGCUGCUGCUGCUCCAUGGCGUGCUCCCACCGGCACUGCGGCGUCGCGGUGGGCUGGGGUGAGGUCACCCGCAGCGGCAACAACAACAGCAACACCACAAACAGCAACACCUACAACAACAACGGGGCCAACAUGGAGGAAAACAGGAGCAGCUGCAGGAGCUACAGCAGGGCCAACCGCACCAGGGGCAACGCAAGCAGCCCCCGCAGCAGCAGCCCCUACACCCGCAGCCGCCCCCACACCCGAAGACGCAGCCCCUGCUCCUCCUGCUCGCGCACCAGCAACCUCCCCCUUCGACGUGUUCUCCCUGCCCGGCAUGAACGCCCUCACCAACCCCGCCGGCUACCAGGCCUCCGCGACCGAGCUGCUGACGGCGGUGGCGGCGGCGGCGCCCGACCAGCGCGCCGUGUGGGAGGCGGUGGCGGCGCUGCUGCCGCGGCUGCUGAGCGCAACGGCGCAUGGGCCGUUGAAGGGCUUUGCAGUGGACUUGGAGACGAGCGGUCGGGAUUGGAAGAGCGACCGGGUGAUUGAGGUGGCGGUGGUGGAGGUGGCGACUGGCGACGUCUUCGACACUCUGGUCAACCCCAACGGCUUCGGUCGCCCUGUCUCCCUCAGCCCCGAAACCACCGCCGUCACCGGCAUCCGGCCCGACAUGCUCCGCCUCGCUCCCUCCGACCCAUGGGUCUGGCUGGCGCUGCUCUGCUGGAUCUACCAGCGCUGCCGCGCCGGCGGCGGAGUACGACCCGUACUUCUCGGCCACAACCUGGGCUCCUUCGACCGCUGGUUUCUGGCCCGUCACCUGGCUUUCCACGGCUGCCUGCUGCCCCCCAGCUGGUGCAUGGUGGACUCGUUGCAGCUGGCGCGCAGGUGGCGGGUGGACACGGGCGGUCGGGGCAGCGCGCUGCAGGUGCUUCGGGAGCACUACGAACUGCCACUCCGCUCCGCCCACCGCGCGCUGCCUGACGCGCUGUUGGUGGUGGAUGUGCUGGCAGCCAUGGUGCGGCAGCGGUACCCCCACAUGGUGCGGGAGUGGGUGCUGCGGGCGGCAGCAGCAGCGGAGGCGGGGGCACCGGCGGCAGCGGCAGCAGUGGAAGCAACGGAUGCAGUAACGGUGGAGGCGGUAGCAGUGGAAGCAGGGGGGGCAGCAGGAGACAAGGCAGCAGUGGGGACAGCGGAGGCAGCAGUGGGGGAGGUGGAUCAGGAGGCGGCGGCGGAAGCGGCGGAGUCGGCAGCCGCGGCAGCGGAGGCAGCAGCGGCUGGGUUUGGUGGCGGCAGUGGCGGCAGUGGCGGCGGGUUGGUGACGAUGAGUAGCGGAGGCUGAGGCGGGCUGGUUGGUGCAGGAGGCGCUCAACGACGGCACCCUGACUUGGGACGCCAAGCCCGCUGACGCCUCCUCCAGAUCAUCAAGAUCCCGCUCCGGUUCCCCAGCAUCUAGCAGCCCCAUCUCGAGCACGGCAGAUGUAACGGCAGCAGCUGCUGGUACUGGGACUGCGGGCGCGGGUGUGCGCGGCGAUAUCGGUUGUCUCCUGCCGGAGGAAAGCGCCAUUAAGCUGCUGUUGGCUCUGGAGGGAGGCGGCGCAACGAAACGAGGAAUGACAGCAACAUCAGCUACAACAGCAGUAUUUUCCUCUUCCUCUUCUUCCUCCUCAUCCUCAUCUUUCAUGGCUGCUGCCGCAACUACUACUGCUAUCAAGUCGGCAGCGCCCAUGUUCGGCAACAAGGGCUGGUCUCAACCCACGUCCCCAUCUCCACCCACCCACCAAGCAGCAGCAGCAGCAGCUGGACCGCCCACCUCCAUUUCCUCCAUGCCCUUCAGUUGGGACCUUGUGCGGGCAGCUGUAGCCGCAUCGGAGGGAGCAGCAGGCGGUGGGCAGGGUGCGAUGGCUGGUAGUGGCAGCGGUGGCAGCAGCAGUAGCAGCGCCGGUGGGGCGGGUAGUAAGAGGGCGGGCAGCAGCAGCAGCAGCGGCGACUGGACUCUAGCUGACAUGGUGAAACAUAAGACCCAGUUGGCACGAAUGGAGGCGGCUACCCUCACGGUCGUCCACCAUGGCCCCGACUGGGGCAGCUGCCGGGUUCCCUGGCUACACCGGCACCCGCCCUCCGAGACCUACCUGCUACCCGAACCGGGGGAGCCGCUGCAGCUGCCCGCUGCUCGGGGGGCGGCGGGAGGGAGCGGCGGCGCGCGGGGGGGCACGAGGGGAGCGGCAGCGCUUGCGUUGGAAGUGGCGGAGGAGGUGCAUGAGGGUGCGUUGCUGCCCAGACGCGGAGGAGUGGCAGCAGCGGCGGCGGCGGCGGCAGCCCCUAGCUCCUCGGCUCCCUCUACCGCCGCCGCUGGCUCUGCCGCCGUGUCUGCCGCCACAAGCAGUGUCGCAUGGUCCGCCACCAGAGUUGCGACAUCGGUGGGAGGCGCCCGUGAAUCGGAGAGCGGUACUGCUUCUCCCACGUCUGUAACGGCAGCAACGCCAGUCACGGCGAAGGAAGGCGACGCCGCCGGGGUGCCGUACAACGUGCCCGAAGCGACGGAGACGGCGACGCCGGCAGCCAUGGACCCUGGCAGUCCUCCUUUAGCGCAGCACCCGCACAUACAGAAGGCAGCGGCGGAGGCGGAAGCGGCGGAGGCGGCGUCUGCAGCGGAAGCGGCCGCCGCGGCGUCUGCAGCUGAUGAGGUCGCUGAAGCCAUAGUGGCGGCGAGCGAGCGGAUAUUCCGGGAGUCUUUUGAACUCGGUUUGGUGCAACCCUUUCCGGUGGUACGACAGCAGCAGCAGUCAGAGG
Molecule: messenger RNA, 3799 nt
Organism: Astrephomene gubernaculifera
Lineage: Eukaryota; Viridiplantae; Chlorophyta; Chlorophyceae; Chlamydomonadales; Astrephomenaceae
Source: the annotation of a GenBank genome assembly